This is a messenger RNA of Ogataea haglerorum, 1476 nucleotides long. RefSeq lists its product as uncharacterized. Gene Ontology annotation, cellular component: growing cell tip; plasma membrane; cell division site. The record is from RefSeq and is a predicted model, not a curated record. The transcript has a single exon. The coding region runs from base 1 to 1476 and encodes 491 amino acids. NCBI's taxonomy places the organism in Eukaryota, Fungi, Ascomycota, Pichiomycetes, Pichiales, Pichiaceae.
AUGAAGUUCCACACACACACGCUGGCCCUUGCGCUCCAGCUGGUCUCGCUGGCGUUUCUAAUCCUGGCCCUGGUGUCGGUGCCCAUCUCCGCCAAGCUCCCCCUGUCGCGGACACAGCACUACGCCUUUGGCUCGUUUGGGUACUGCGACACCCGUUCCAACAGGUGCAAGUACUCCUUUGCGGACGGCAAGUAUCUGGGGCUCGGGUCGGGCUGGAAGAUGAGCAACGAGUCCAGGAAGACCCUGUGCAAGCUUAUUUUGGCCACGCCAGCCGCCGUGGGUCUGACCCUUGUGAGCAGCGUCCUUGUUUUCUGGGGCCACUUCCGGUGGGCGGGCCGUUCUGCGGUUUUCUGGGCAUUUUGCACGCUGCUGGCCGUGCUGUCGUUCGCAGGAGCUGUGCUUGUUUGUGUUUCUGUGGUCUUGUUGUUCUUCCCGCAUCUCACGUGGACGGGCUGGCUGCUUGUUCCCGCCGCAGUACUCAACUUGGUGAGCCUCGUGCUGAUCAUUGUCGCGCUCAAGGUCGGCCCGCAGAGCUAUGCGGACGACGACGAUGACGAUAAGCUGAGCAUGUUUGGCGAAAAGGCCGUCAGCGACUCCACCGCGUCGUUGCUGCAAAAACCGUACACCGGGGGUUUCACUGGGCCGACAGGGCUCGCCACACGCUCGUCGCUGGACGAGGAGCCGGAAAAGCUGCGAGACUUCACUGUCACACAGCACGAGUCAGGCUCGCAGGAGUUUGGCAGCAGCGUUUUUAACGACAAGCCGGCCGACACGCCUGUUUCCGCGACCGCGAUCAACUCUGGCACGCCCGAGCUCAGGUUGCCCGAUAUCUCGAAACUAUACCUCCCGAGCUUGGACAACUCCGACUCGCGUUCCGGGCUGAGCAACAAUCUGAACGGGACCGACAGGGAUAUGUCGUCGCCUGUUGCGUCGAGCAUCUAUUCGCGCGACGAGCGUCUCAAGCUGUCGAGCGACAACUUGCCCGGCCAUUCGGGCAACUCGAACGAGAUGAGCUCGAGCGCCGCGUCAGACUUCACGAGUGUCUCUCAGCGAGAAGUCAACCCCAAAUAUUACAAAGGAGCGCCCCAGAGAGCCAAGCUGCCCGGCCAGUACAUGCCGGCUCCUAAUGCGCCUCCGCUGCCGUACGGCGGACAGUACUAUCCGCAGCAGGCGCCUGUGAUGAUGCCGCCUCCGCAGCACCAGCCGUACUAUGCUCCGUCGUACAACCCCCCAAAGCCCAAGACCAGAGCGGAUAUUCUCUUCAACAACAAUCCAGACUUUGCCCUUGAAGGUGGCGGACCGCGUCGCAUGGGAUACAAGAAGUUCGGCGGAGCCUCGCGGCAAGGCAUGCACCCGGGCAUGAUUGGCAGAGACGCCGUUCCGCAGCACAUGGCGUCGGGCAGCUACAAGAACAGGCCGCGGCCCAACUUCCCGGCGGCCUCGUUAUCCAAAGACAGUCCCUACGGAAGACUGUAG